GUUUAUGACCAGGAUCAUGUGCCAGAGAGGGUAACCAAGGACAAACUGGUUUACGGUCGGUUGUCUGGUUCUCCUCCGGUGCAGUCGCGCUAACUAGCUUGCUACCCAUGCUAGAUGUAGCUCAGUUAGCGUAAUCAUUAGCUGUAGCUAGGUUCACCAGCUUCAACCAGGCGUUGCUUGGUUUCCGCAAAAUUAGACUCCGGGUUGCAUAAUGCGUUCAGCGAUCUGUUGAGAUUUAUUUAACAGUAUAAUUUAUAUUUCGCGAGUGUUACUUCCACACACUACCAGGCCUCACGGUUGGCACAUACGCCUGAAGAGCUAGUUGGUUGCUAACGUUAGUUUGCACUAGCGGUGGUUUAUUGCCAUAUGGCUGGGCUCCAUCUACGCUCUGGAACGGGAGGUUUUCUUUUACCCAGUUCAUCCAGUAUAUCAUAAACAGUGUUUAUUAUUAACAACAUUUUUAUGUGUCAUUUGGCAUGUCUUCGGUCUGUGCUGCUUCACACCAAGACACUCCUGGCAUUAGCCGGGCAGUUUUGCAGUCUUAUUGUAACAUUACAUGAAAUGCCCAAAACUGCACCCAGUACUUCAAUAUCACUGUUGACAUCGAGACAGACGGAGCCGUUUUUGGUUUCCCAAAACGACUCCGGCCCGGGCCUCAGUCCGCGGUCUAGAGUUUGAGAGCGGGCUGCUUGAGGCGGAAGCACGUCGGUCUGUAACUACCAGCCGGUCUCUGUGCCCCAGUCACCACCAUGGGAGACAGUAGAGAUUCCCGCAGCCCAGACAGUUCGUCUGUCUCCUCCCCUCCAUCAGGCCAACGCUCACCCCCACUGGUCCCCUCAGCUGCAGCUUCCAUGACCUCCCUUCCUCCCACCACCACAACCGGCAUCAGCAGUCCAAUCAGCAACAUCGGCUCCCCCUUCUCUGUCAUCAGCUCCUCUAUGGGCUCACCUUGCCUCCCUGGCACACCCUCGGUGGGGUAUGGCCCAAUUAGCAGCCCACAGAUCAACUCAACAGUGUCCAUGUCGGGGCUCCACGCAGUGAGCAGCUCUGAUGAUGUAAAACCGCCACUGGGUUUGAAGCAGCUGUCAUCCCACAGUCCAGGACCGAUGCUCUCGCAGAAACGACUUUGCGCCAUCUGCGGAGACAGAUCCUCUGGUAAACACUAUGGUGUCUACAGCUGUGAGGGCUGCAAAGGCUUCUUCAAACGAACUGUGCGUAAAGAUCUGACUUACACAUGUCGGGACAAUAAAGACUGUAUGGUGGAUAAGAGACAGAGGAACCGUUGCCAGUACUGUCGCUACCAGAAGUGCCUGGCAAUGGGCAUGAAGAGAGAAGUGGCCACGAUGAACGACAGAUCUGUCCAAGAGGAGCGCCAGAGGAACAGGGAGCGAGACGGUGAGGUGGAGUCAACCAGUGCAGUGAAUGAGGAGAUGCCCGUGGAGAAGAUUUUGGAAGCAGAAAUGGCUGUAGAGCAGAAGACCGAGCUUCAUGCAGAUGGGAGUUCAGGUGGCAGCUCUCCCAACGAUCCAGUUACCAACAUCUGUCAGGCAGCAGACAAACAGCUCUUCACCCUGGUGGAAUGGGCCAAGAGGAUUCCUCACUUCUCUGAGCUUCCUCUGGAUGACCAGGUCAUCUUGCUACGUGCAGGCUGGAAUGAACUCUUGAUUGCAUCGUUCUCCCAUCGCUCCAUCUCAGUGAAGGAUGGCAUUCUCCUGGCCACCGGCCUGCAUGUCCACAGGAACAGUGCUCACAGUGCUGGUGUAGGAGCCAUCUUUGACAGGGCGCACAAUGCUGAGGUUGGGGCCAUAUUUGACAGGGUUUUGACAGAGCUUGUAAGUAAAAUGAGAGACAUGCAAAUGGACAAGACAGAGCUGGGCUGCCUUCGCGCCAUCAUCCUUUUCAACCCAGAUGCCAAGGGCUUGUCCAACCCCAGUGAGGUGGAGCUCCUGAGGGAGAGGGUGUAUGCAUCUCUGGAGGCUUACUGCAAGCAGAAAUACCCCGAUCAGCAGGGCAGGUUUGCAAAGCUCCUCCUCCGUCUCCCAGCACUGCGCUCCAUUGGUCUAAAGUGUCUGGAGCACCUGUUCUUCUUCAAACUGAUUGGGGACACACCCAUUGACACCUUCCUGAUGGAGAUGCUGGAGGCUCCUCACCAGCUCACCUAGAGGAGCCAGGUUCAUUUCAGUUCAAGAUCCAGUUGACACCAGGAUUUUCCAGCACAUUGCACCGUGCUAGGUCGUUGGCUCUUCAUGUUGGGCCUCACUUAACUGCGGCACCUGCUGGUUUAAACAACCAGCUGCGCGCACACACACACAUUCAUCAUCACAGGCUAAUUCUCUUCACACAUGCAGGUAUUUACUUGCAUGCAUGAAUAGAUUUGCAACAUUGCUAAAAGAUAGAUAAAAAAUGAACAAUAUGCUAAAAGAAACCUCAAAACACACACACAGUUUUUUUCACCAUCUUUUCCCAUAUACUGGUUUUAAUCACAGGGGUUAUGAUUCAAUGAAUAUAUGCCCUCUUCAUUACACACACAGUAAAUGUCUUAAUUUGAAUUUAGUUUUCAGUUUUCACAUCGUCCUCUCACAGCGGGUUUUGCUUCUGCAUAAUUGGUCCUACAUUGCCCGUUUUCACCUGGGUUACUUAGUUACACUGCUAGCUUCACCUCUGUAUGUUAUAUAAUUUCUAACCAGCCAGGUUAGUUAUUCACGUUUGGUUUAAGCUUGAAAAUCAGGUGCAUAAUUUCAAUCAACUGUCCGCCGUCAAACAGAAUCUCUCCUUAUUGGUCAGGAGGUGUCCUGUACUGGACAGGCAGACAUACCCACUCAGUGACUUCAUCCAGUCUCAUAAACAUUGAUAUAUUUUAUGCUUUUUAUCGAAUUUUCAUGAUGAAACUUGUUUGAGUUUCUAUUUUGAAGUACUGUACUCAUGAAAUGAGAGCUUUUUUUCUAAGGCAUUGAAAUCCAGGAAAAGGGGGCGGGAGCACUUAGUUGACAGACUUAGUCCCUCCCACCCUGAUGCGCACAGUGGGCUUUGUAAGACAAGAAGAAUGACUUGAAUUUUUUUUUUCUCUUGAUUUUAUCCUUUAUCUCUACUUCAACAGUUGUUAGGCAUUUAAACAGCUUGAGCCUCACAGGAAGUAGAGCUUCAUGCAAAACAAAAAAAGUAUUUUUAUUUCUCUCCUUUUAUCUCGUCUCCUCCCGUCCUCCCUUUGCUGAUGGUCAUUGAUGCACUUUUGUGAGUUGUAACUGUGUAAAUGUUCCCGUUUCCCCCAAAAUGACCAUCUUUUCUCAGACGCGUAAGACGACCUUGAAGGUACUAUGUGUAGGGUUUUCUUAUUUUUGCAUCAUUUUCAAGUCAGACCUGAAGAUUUGUUGUUUGUUUAACUUAAUACACAAUAGCAUAAACAGAAACAUCCACCAAAAUGGUUGGUAUGCUGUUCCCAAAAAACGUUAUUGUUGAAAAUCUCUUGCUGUAUUUAUCUGUCAACCAUGGUAAGAUAGUAAUAUGAUGGCUGUAAUUGGUCAGCCUGUAUUUUAGUCAUGCAGCAGUUAAAGUGUCCUUGAACCAGAUGUUUGACCUUGUAAAUACAGUAAGAAGCUACAGUCUGUCCUCUCUGUAGAAUUUUGUAGAAAAGCUAAAUAAACGAAACAUUUAACCAGGAGCCUGAAGCAAAUUGCAAAGACAGACUGAAACGACCCGAUUGUGGCGUUAACAUUAUUUAAUUUCCCCUGGUGACCUGUGUUUCAGUGGGUUUUGCAGGGUCGGAUCAUUUGCUGUGAUUGGUAAACAGCAUCAAAAACAUUUUUAUUACAGUAAUGAAAGAAAUAAUGGAAAUCCUACACAUACUACCUGCAGCUUUGAAAACUUUACUCAGUGUGUAUCGGCUCAGUGCUUGCAACAUUUGUACAGUAGAUGUAAAUAAUAAAAAAAUAAAAAUAACACCACGGGAGUUGUGCAGAAACAAAGACCUGUUCACAUUAGUGAAGGGGAAGAUUUAAAAGCUCUAUUUUCUGCUGUUGAAUCCUCCACCAUUAUUUUGUUAUUGAGCCCAGGGCCAAACCACACCUCGCUGCAGUGUUUGGGUGGACUUCUGAAGAUGUUUCCCCUCAUUCAUGUCGCCUGAUUGGCUGGAUUUCAUUGACAAUGGCACUUGACAUUUACUGUGAUUGAAAUUUUGUGGGCGCCUGAAUCUGAGCGUUGCAGUGAGAAGUGAAAAUGCAGCUAGCACAUGAUCAGGAGACAUAAAGCAAACAAAGUAAUUAUUCCCGAUAAUAAAUAUUCUUUAUAAUGAACAAAACCAUCUGCAGAUGCUCGACAUGGAGCAAUACUGGAGUACGCAAAGAUUGUUUCACCAUUGCAGUUAGACAGGUAUUUAAAAGAGUAUUUCCUCAUGAGUCACCAUAUUAAAUAGAAAUUAGAAACGCUGAUUUUGCAGUAUCAUUCUACAGGGAAGAGGCACAGCUGUCCUCGUAACAGGUGCUAAAAUAACUAAUAUGGUCUUUUAGUUUAAGACUUUUACAUCAAUGCAAACAUAGUAUGCAAGUACACAGACAAAUCAGACAGCCAUUGUCCACUCUUGGAACAGGUCUGCCUAAAAUGUCGAACUCCCUCUUUGAUUUUUUCCCCCGUAUUUUUUUGUUCUUUUAUGACCCCUUAAUUGCAGACUCCCUGCUAUGAAACUCGGAACACCAGCUGUGUGCUCGUACAGUCUGGCUGUGGCUUCACUACCAGACUCAGCCAUGAACCUUUUGUAUUUGAGUGGAGACAAUGGAAGUAGCUGUUGAAAUGUUGGGGUACAGCAGCUGCUUUGACUAGAAUGAGCUUCCUGUCCUGCAGAUAGUCCAAAUAGUUCUUCUCAGAGAGGAUCCUUGGUCUCCCCCAUGUAAUGUGGAUUUGGAGGCUGACCUGUAAAACAGGGUUUUUUUUCUUUAACGUGUCAAUGAGUUGGUCUAACCUUUCAGUGGUGGUUCUAGCCGACUCAGUGUAGUUGCUCCAGUCUGUUAAUUUCCUUCAUGCAGAGAACAGUCAGCUUUCCCUGGUACAUCAUCACUGCCUCAAAGAAAAGCUUAUGACGUGCCAGCUCUCCACUUCUGUAUACAAUGUAGUGUCAGUGCUUUAUUUCUUGUAGUCUGAGGUUUGAGACUUGAGUGAAAAGUAUUGUAUGGCACUCUUUGUGAGCUGGAUCAGAGCUCAUCUAUUGUAUGACAAUCGGGUCAGAUAAUGAGCUGUUUUCCCUGCUUCCCUGAGAGUUGACUGACACAAGAUCUUGUGUUUGAUUGGCUGACACCACAACUUUCUCUGCUGGAUUUUAUUUUUGGAGUUUCCUCUGUUGAAAGUUAGAGCCUGCUUUGUACCUGAGGGUGAUGAUGAUGAUGGGUGGGGUUCUGGAGCGUCCACCUGUGACAUAAAAAUACACAGCUGACUGAGUUAGUCCGAGUUCAUCAAAAAGUUAAAAUAUGCAACCAGUGUAUUUGUCUUGUGGUUGUCAUGUAAUAUGUGCAUUGUGUUUCCGACAUUCAUAAAUUCAGUCGGCAGAAGUUGAAAUGAACUGGCAGUGAAAUUAUUUGUCAUCCCUUAAUUUAACAACAUAUUGAAGUUAUGCGCUUCCUAUAUUUCUCUAUAUUUUGCUCAGAGCUUAGGCCAUUUGGAGAAAGAACAUGAAGCUGAACAGCUUCUGUGUGAUGAUGAGCCACUGUGAGCUUUGAUGUGCUUUAGCAAGAGCUGGUGGUUGGCAUUUUUAUUGUUUUGACAUUUUGUGUGUGGCCACAUGUGUAUGGAAUUUAUCUGUAGCUAAGCCCCAGCCUCAGCUGUGAUGUGCUGGUAAAUUGAUUAGUUGAGCAACAUAAUGAAAGGAUGCAGAGAAGAGGAGUCUGGCUGGAGAGGUGACAACAACCCAGCCUCCUCUCCUUCGUGUUGCCCACUGCUUUACUUCAGACAUAACAAAUGCUUCUGCACUCACACAUGUGAGACUGACUUUGUGAAAGAAAUUGAAUUGUAAAAUCAAGCUUUGAUUUGACUUUGUUGGACUGUUUGAGAAGGAUUUGAAGCUUUAGUGGAAUAAGCAUUAGAGAGCUGUAAGGAGGGGAUCCACUGCAGUGUGUCCCCCCUUGCUUACUUUACUUGACGGCAGAGCAGCGACGAUCUGCGGUUGCCGUGGGAGACCGCCAGAUUGCACCGCACCGCCCACAAAUGUUUGCAACCAUGUGCACUCAAGGCAGACGCAUGCUGUGACCUUCUGACUGUGUAGCAGUAUUGUUGUCGCCAUCUUUGUUACAUUUUGAAAUUACUCACUUUUUUGAAAAUAAAGUUGUUGAUGCUUUUUUGAGAUGGGUUGCAGGCUGUGACUGAAGAACUGAUCAUCAUGUAUAGAUUAGAUAUCAGGGUGGCUUUUUUUUUUACCUAUCGAAACAGGCCCAUCCCACCAUUGUCAAUGAGGCGCAGCCUCGACCCCACCACCUUCACUGGUUUGUUCAUCACUGCCAAGCUGUUUGUGGAUGUGGCUGUUUUCAGUGUAGGGCCACUCAGUCCCCACUGCUUGUUUGUCAUGUAUGUUUGUUAUUAUUGUGCCGCACACUCAACAGUGUGUGCUAACCUUGGCCUGUGUAGUGAAUACUAAAGAGGGGCCCUAAUAAGAAUGGAAUGAUGGCUUGUGUGGAGAGGCAACGACUGGUCACAGGAGAGAAAAGUGGACCAGUGUGUCCCUCUCUGGGUGCUCAAGCUGUGCAUUUGGUGCUUUUAUGGGGUCUUAACAUCUGCUCUAGUUUUCAUGACAUGGGGAAAUGCAAAUAAGGAAUGAUUUAAGAGGGACUAGUUUAGCAUAGUCCCAAACCUGCUCUUCUUCAGUGGGAUUUGUGCUUCUGCAACAGACAGGUGUGUGUGGACAGUCGCUGUAUACUAUCCUCAGUUUUUGGCCGGGGCCACACUGGAUGCAAAAACAGAGCUUCUGCAUCGCAUAAUUUCCUCCUUUUCAUUUACUGUACACAUAUUAAGAGACUAAAUAAACCAAACCUUCAGAUUAUGCAUGUUGUGAUUUGGCGCUGUACAAAUAAAAUUGAAUUGAAUCGAAAACUACCCAGGUGAGAUGAGUCUCACUGUUAUGAGAAUAGAAUUACCUCAAGUACUUCACAGCAGAAAAGACCAUAAUCCUGAUAUUUCAUCAGAGUUUUCACUUUUGCAGCUUUAUACUGAUCUGUGACUGUUCUAGUCAAAACGUUUAGUUUAAUACAAAGUCUUUAGAGUAUUUAAAAAUAUAAUUUACGACGGGUUUUUUUUUUAAAGUUGAACUCAGUGUAAAUCCUAGUAUACAAGCUCCCUGUGUGAAAACCAAAGCUGUGUGUGCCACAGCAGAUCAGUGGCUCUGCACAUGCGUCCAGUCAAUCCCCCGGCCUCAGAUCCUGAGAUUGAGGCUCCAAAUGUAGAGACACAGGUCAAAGGUAAAGAGAGUCCCCACAAGUGUGUUUUGCAGUUGACACUUCUGAACAGGCUCUGGUUACACAGGAUGAGUCAGACUGGAGGGAUUUCCGUCCUCAGGAGGACGAGGAGGUUGUAGAUGUGGUUUUUAACAGUUGCAGUAUUUUGGUAGGUAGGUCACAGAGCGAGAGAUGGAGGGAAUGAAAGAAGGGCAGGGACUGUAAGAACUCUGAUCAGGUGUUCAUUCAUCGACUGAGAAGGAAAACAGAAAAAUAUUUUCCAGUCGAUCUAGAAUCUUCCUUAAUUGUCGACUCCUCACCUUUAAACUUCACAUGGUCCCUCUUCUCCAACUACACUAUUUAUCUUUUGUUUAUUACAAAGUAUUAAACAAAUACCAGAAAUUGUAAAAUCAGAAUGGAACCUGUCACUCUUAUUUUAAAUUUUUUUCUCUCUUUCUCUUGUAUCUGUUCUUUGUAUCCCAUUCAUUGUGUGCUUUGGGGAAUGAAAGAGGAAAAAAAAUAUGAAUAAUUUUUUCAGUCAUUAAUUCUGAAUCUUGUUUCUGUUUGUUGUAUCAUGUCCGAGUAAAGGUUUUAAUACAUUA
Solea senegalensis (Senegalese sole) is the source of this 8008-nucleotide messenger RNA. Its product is annotated as retinoic acid receptor RXR-beta-A. The record is from RefSeq and is a predicted model, not a curated record. Gene Ontology annotation, biological process: anatomical structure development; positive regulation of transcription by RNA polymerase II; response to retinoic acid. Gene Ontology annotation, cellular component: nucleus; RNA polymerase II transcription regulator complex. Gene Ontology annotation, molecular function: nuclear steroid receptor activity; nuclear receptor activity; zinc ion binding. NCBI's taxonomy places the organism in Eukaryota, Metazoa, Chordata, Actinopteri, Pleuronectiformes, Soleidae. The transcript has 13 exons. Bases 750 to 2162 code for a protein of 470 amino acids.